This is a messenger RNA of Angiostrongylus costaricensis, 783 nucleotides long. Lineage: Eukaryota; Metazoa; Nematoda; Chromadorea; Rhabditida; Metastrongylidae. The record is from the annotation of a GenBank genome assembly.
AUGUCGCCGUUACCAUGGACGCCUCGUGGCAUGGACGUCAAGUACAAGUAUGCGAUCGUACGGGUCAAAGAAUCGUCGGUGAUCGACUUCUUCGGUCUGAUCGCGUCGAAUGGUUAUUCGGAUGUUUCGUUCGUUAGCAACCUCAAUCAGGCUAUCGCCAGGCCGGAUCCCAACGACGAUGUUGCGGACUCUGAAGACCACUGCUCGGUCUCGGCAACGCCCAUCUCGCCCGCUGAUGAAUUCACGAAUGGCAACACGGCAAAACGCCUGUCGAACAACAACGCGUUCAGUUUGAUGAGCAUAGCAAAAGUCGAGAGAGAAGACCCCAAUAUCGAAGACGAGGGCGAGGAUGGUGUAGAAUUAAGUCUUGGCACGUUCCCACAAGGAUCGGCGCCAAUUGAUCUCGUUAGUGGAUUAUUUGCUACGCAUAAAGUGCCUGUUCUUGGAUCAGAUUGGGCCUCACCUAAUGAUUUAAAGGCUCGUCAAUUCGUCUCGAAUCACUCACGGAUUCCGCCUUAUAAACAGCUAGAAGGUUUCCAGACACGAAUGAAAGGCUGGCAACGAGAAUAUAUAAAGGAUAUUAUAAAAGAAGGACAUUAUCCUACGGAAGAUGAGCUGCGAGAUAUUGAAAUAAAAUGCGAUCUCAGUCGUAAACAAGUGCUGCGAUUCAUCGCGAAACGUGUUGGAAAUCCAAAUCGAAAGCCACGGGACGGUCGACUACCUCCAGCAACCCCCGAAGAAAUCCAGCAAACUUUGGAAAAAUUUAGUAGCACCUCGUCCUAA